AUGACACUUCGCACUUCCUCUGUUCCACGGCGUGUUUCUCUACCGUCUCAUCCCGAGUCCUCCCUUCCUGACAUUCGUGACCCUGAGUCCGACAUAGUUCACGCUGCUCAUCCUACUGCGCAUCUCCUGGCCACAGUUGUCACUGACCCUACUUUUGUGUCUACUACUGCGUCUGCCUUAAUCGCUGAGCUUGUAGACUUUGCUGCUACAUGUCGUCUUGACUACGUCGCGAGUCUUAUUAUUGAGUCUGAGUCUGACUGUCCUCCGUCCGUCGGGGGUGAGCUUGCCCUUGGCACGGACGUCCUUGAGGACAGGCAGUUUGAACUCAAGUGUCUUGCGGCUGCUGUACCUCAUCUCGCUGCCUUGGUGCUUGCCCCUGAGGGAGACCCGGAUGCACUAGACAUUACGACUCCGCGCUCUUACGCAGAGGCGAUUUCGGGUCAGUACUCCUCUCAGUGGCAGACAGCCAUGGACGCAGAGAUGGCAUCUUGGAAGUCCACAGGCACUUACGUCGACGCAGUUCCCCCACCUGGGGCGAACAUAGUCGAUGGCAUGUGGAUUUUUAGGGUGAAGCGGCCGCCGAGUUCUCCGCCUGUCUUCAAGGCGCGUUACGUUGCACGAGGCUUCACACAGCGUGACUACGAGCUCCACUCGCUUGACUUCAGCACAGCUUUCUACACGAAGAGAUUUGGUUACGUCGCCCACCUGGCUUCACUGGGUCUUUUCCUGAGGGUACCCUGUGGAGCCUCCGGCGGCCAGUCUACGGUCUUCGCCAGGCGCCUCGUGAGUGGCACGCUGAGGACGACGCUUGCGGCUCUUGGGUUUGCUCCUUCGACUGCUGACCCGUCGCUGUUUCUACGCACCGACACUUCCCUGCCGCCGUUCUACAUCCUUGUGUACGUCGACAACUUGGUCUUUGCUACUGCUGACACUGAGGCUCUCGCCCUCGUGAAGUCGGAGCUGCAGAAGAGACACACCUGCACUGACCUUGGUGAGCUGUGCAGCUAUCUUAGUUUGCAGAUCACUCGGGACAGAGCACGGCGCACCAUCACCCUGUCUCAGUCACACAUGGUGCAGCAGGUCCUUCAGCGCUUCGGCUUCCAGUUCUCCUCGCCACAGUCCACUCCUCUGCCUACAGGUCACUCGCUCUCAGCUCCACCUUCGGAUGAGUCCGUAGAGCCGAGUGGUCCGUAUCCGGAGCUUGUGGGCUGUCUCAUUUACCUGAUGACCUGCACACGGCCUGACCUCGCGUACCCUCUCAGCAUCCUGGCACGCUACAUUGCGCCCGAGACACCGACCAGAGCAUUGGCGGGCUGCUAA
Messenger RNA from Closterium sp. Yama58-4, 1320 nucleotides. The record is from the annotation of a GenBank genome assembly. Lineage: Eukaryota; Viridiplantae; Streptophyta; Zygnematophyceae; Desmidiales; Closteriaceae.